Messenger RNA from Pipistrellus nathusii (Nathusius's pipistrelle), 2365 nucleotides. The record is from the annotation of a GenBank genome assembly. NCBI's taxonomy places the organism in Eukaryota, Metazoa, Chordata, Mammalia, Chiroptera, Vespertilionidae.
AUGAAUUCUACCGUCUUCCAUUUGGUCAUCAUAUUCAUAUUAAUACUUGAGAUCAAAGUCCAGUUACCUGAGGGAAGUGAAUUUUUAGUUGACAGAUCAAAGCGGGGUCUCACCCAUGUUCCCAAAGACUUAUCCUUGAAAACAACAAUCUUAGAUAUAUCACAAAAUGAUAUAUCUGAGCUUCAGGCUUCUGAUAUCCUAUUACUAUCCAAGCUGAGGGUCUUGAGAAUGUCUCAUAAUAGAAUCCAGUAUCUUGACAUGAGCGUUUUCAAAUCUAACCAGGAAUUGGAGUAUUUGGAUUUGUCCCACAAUAAGCUGGAGAAGAUUUCUUGCCACCUUACUGUGAACCUCAAGCACUUAGACCUCUCAUUUAAUGCAUUUGAUGCCCUGCCCAUUUGCAAAGAGUUUGGCAACAUGUCUCAACUAGAAUUUCUGGGUUUGAGUGCCACACAGUUACAAAAGUCUAGUGUGCUGCCAAUUGCUCAUUUGCAUAUCAGUAAGGUUUUACUAGUCUUAGGAGACCUUUAUGGGGAAAAAGAAGACCCUGAGAGCCUUCAAGACCUUAACACAAAGAGUCUGCACAUUGUUUUCCCUGCAGGAAAGGAAGUCCACUUUGUUCUGGAUGUGUCAGUCAGCACUGCAGUAAGUCUGGAACUGUCUAAUAUCAAAUGUGUGCUAGAUGAUAAUGGAUAUUCUUAUUUCCUAAGCAUGCUGUCAAAACUUCAGAAUAAUUCAAGGAUAACAAAUCUUACUUUAAACAACAUUGAAACAACAUGGCAUUCUUUCAUUGCAAUGUUCCAGUUGGUUUGGCAUACAAGCAUAGAAUAUUUCUCAAUUUCAAAUGUAAAACUACACGGUCGUCCUCAGAUCAGAGAUUUUGAUUAUUCUAACACCUCAAUGAAGGCCUUGACUAUACACCAAGUUGUCAGUGACGCAUUUAGUUUGCCACAAAGUUACAUCUAUAAAAUCUUUUCAAAUAUGAACAUCCAGAAUUUCACAGUGUCUGGUACCCAUAUGGUCCACAUGGUUUGCCCAUCCCAAAUGAGCCCAUUUCUGCAUUUGGAUUUUUCCAAUAAUCUCUUAACAGACAUGGUUUUUAACAAUUGUGGGACCUUGGCUAGGUUGGAGACACUUAGUUUACAAAUGAAUCAAUUAAAAAAACUUACCAAUAUAGUUCAUAUGACCAAGGAGAUGAAGUCUCUACAACAAUUAGAUAUUAGCCAGAAUUCUCUAAGCUAUGAUGAAAAUGAAGAGUAUUGCUCUUGGACUAUAAGUUUAUUAAGUUUAAAUAUGUCUUCAAAUAUACUUACUGACACUGUUUUCAGAUGUCUACCUCCCAGGCUCAAGGUUCUUGACCUUCACAAUAAUAGAAUAACAAGCAUCCCUGAAAAUGUCCUCGGUCUGGAAGCUUUGCAAGAACUCAAUGUUGCUGCCAAUUCUUUAGCCCACCUUCCUGAAUGUGAUUCUCUCAGCAGCCUCUCUGUACUGGUCACUGACUAUAAUUCCAUUUCCAACCCAUCAGCUCAUUUCUUCCAGAGCUGCCAGAAGAUCAGGUCCAUCAGCGCAGGAAACAACCCAUUCCAAUGCACAUGUGAGCUAAGGGAAUUUAUCCAAAGUAUAGGCCAAGUUUCCAGUGAAGUGGUAGAGGGCUGGCCUGACUCAUAUAAGUGUGAUUAUCCAGACAGCCAUAAGGGAACCCUACUGAAGGACUUCCAUGUGUCUCCAUUAUCUUGCAACACAGCUCUUUUGAUUGUCACCAUUGGGGUCACUGGGCUGGUGUUGGCUGUCACUGUGACUGUCCUCUGUGUCUAUUUCGACCUGCCCUGGUAUCUCAGGAUGAUGUGUCAGUGGACCCAGACCCGGCACAGGGCCAGGAACACACCUUUACAUGAACUCCAAAGAACUCUUCAGUUCCAUGCCUUUAUUUCAUACAGUGGACAUGAUUCUGCCUGGGUGAAGAAUGAAUUACUACCAAACUUAGAAAAAGAAGAUAUACGGAUUUGUCUCCAUGAGAGAAACUUUGUGCCUGGCAAGAGCAUUGUGGAAAAUAUCAUCAACUGCAUUGAGAAAAGUUACAAGUCCAUCUUUGUUUUGUCCCCCAACUUUGUUCAGAGCGAGUGGUGCCACUAUGAACUCUACUUUGCCCACCACAAUCUCUUUCAUGAAGGAUCUGAUAACUUAAUUCUGAUCUUGCUGGAAUCCAUUCCAAUGUAUUCUAUCCCUAGCAGCUAUCACAAACUCAAAACUCUCAUGGCACAGCGAACUUACUUGGAAUGGCCGAAGGAGAAGAGCAAACAUGGACUUUUUUGGGCCAACCUAAGAGCAUCCAUUCGAGUUAAGUUGAUGUACCAAGUAAAAGAAAUAG